CAUGCGAAAUGGGUGAUUCAGCUCUGUGGAGGAGCGCGUGUCCUACCCGCCACUUUAUUCCGCCCUCUUUCAUCUUCUGCCGCUCUUGGGCUGAGAUUCCUAAACCCCCGUGCCUUUUGGAUGAGUGAUUUGCUGCAGUUGAACAGCCGCCCAAUAUAGAGAGGGGGCGGUCGAAUAAGGCGUCGUGUUGGUCCCUUGCACUUAUAAAAGUACGUGUAUGAUGUGCCUACUGUAUCAUCGGCCAUGUCCAUCGAGCCUUGCAUCCGGAGUGCUGCUGCAGCAUCCAUCAUGCAAUGCAAAUAUGCACGGAGUCAAAGCCAGACAAGGUUGCGAGUGGCACAAAAACGAGCAGGAUGCUGCCGUGCCCCAAAUCUCUUUGUCGUUCCGUCUUCUGUGUGCACCAUCACGACAAUGGCCGGCCGCAGAAUCUCGCGGGCCUGAGUCUGGGUGGCCGCAGAAUCUGGCCGCAGAAGGUCGGGUUGCAUGUGACUUCAAUGCCUGUGCCUGUGCUCGUGCUCUUUGAAGGAUUGAGUUUUGCUCUUUUUUUUUGCUCUUUUUUUUUUGAACCCCUGCCGUGUGGCUGCAGCAGUG
Trichoderma atroviride IMI 206040 is the source of this 591-nucleotide messenger RNA. The record is from RefSeq and is a predicted model, not a curated record. Lineage: Eukaryota; Fungi; Ascomycota; Sordariomycetes; Hypocreales; Hypocreaceae.